Messenger RNA from Carassius gibelio (silver crucian carp), 8335 nucleotides. RefSeq names its product rho GTPase-activating protein 23-like. The record is from RefSeq and is a predicted model, not a curated record. NCBI's taxonomy places the organism in Eukaryota, Metazoa, Chordata, Actinopteri, Cypriniformes, Cyprinidae. Gene Ontology annotation, molecular function: protein binding. Gene Ontology annotation, biological process: signal transduction.
CACACACACACACACACACACUCACACACACACACACACACACACUUCUGGGUCUGCCAGACAGGGGUAUGUGGCCACAUCCUGGAUCACUCUCAUCUCUGGAAAUGCCUCUGUGGUCGUAACACUCGUCUGUGUGCGUGUGCGUGAGCAUGGGAGGUGUGGAGUUCACCGGUGUGAUAUGGAACUAUCAGUUUAACUCCGGAAUCCUUUAAGAAGUCUCACCAGCAUGGAUUAACAAAAUAUGAGGAGAUUUGGGCAUGUUCAAAAGAAUCUGGAAUUUCUCCUCUCUUUGGGAGAGAACAGACACAUCUUUAAGCUGACUUAUAGUUUUUAACUUUUCCCUAUAUCUGGUUAUCAGAUUUUUUUUUAUUUUUUGCCAUAUAGAAAGGUCUUAAUGGUUCCUUUGUGAUUGCGACUCGUCUUUUUGUGAGCCCUUGCACACUCCCGUGUGUGUUGAUGUGUGAUGUGGUCAGCGGGUCAGGUGCCGUUGGCGAUGCCUGCUGUGUGCCCGCGUGUAUGGGGUAAGGAGUGGUGUUUUCAGGAUGUGGGAGUGGACUGCAGCUCUCCAGAACCUCGCUGUAUCUGGGUGGCGGUUUUAUACGGGGAUACACCACAAAUAAAUGUUUCCAACCUCCAAAAUGACACGAUUGAAAGCACAAAUGGCAUCAAUGCCAGCAGAGCACUGCCGAGACCCUCACAGACCUGCAGGGCAAAGGGGCGGAGAGAUAGGACCUCUUCAUCCAGUGAGAACCCUCGGCCGGUGGUCAGGAGCGGGGCAGAUGGGUUGGGCGUGUCCUGGCAGGGUCCACGUACACUGGUGCUCCAUAAGAACUCUCAGGGCUUUGGCUUCACAUUACGUCACUUCAUCGUUUACCCGCCAGAGUCCGCCCUGCACACCAGUCUCAAGGAUGAAGAGAAUGGGAAUGGAAAGGGGCUCCAUCGGGGUCGUCUGGAGCCCAUGGACACCAUCUUCGUUAAGAAUGUGAGGGAGAAUGGCCCCGCCCACCAGGCUGGAUUGUGUCCAGGAGACAGGCUGGUUAAAGUGAAUGGAGAGAGUGUGCUGGGCAAGACAUACUCGCAGGUCAUUGCACUGAUUCAGAACAGUGAGAGUGUACUGGAGCUCUCCAUCAUGCCAAAGGAUGAAGACGUGCUGCAGCUGGCAUAUUCCCAUGAUGCCUACCUAAGAGGGAACAAUCCAUAUACAGGAAAGGCCCAGAAUCUUCCUCCACCACCCCCUGUCCUCUACCCUUCACGUACAAAAACCCAGCCUCCUGCAGGGCACCCCCCCAGCCCUGCCCCAGCUUCUUCACACAUGGGGCAAAACCAGCUGGACAACUGGAGCCGCUGGCCCGGCUCCUCGUCUGGUCCCUCUCCGCCCCUUGACAACCGGACGGUAGCUUCCAAUGCUGUGUGGGCAGCCAAGGGCAGGAGCAGUGAUCCAGGAGGUGUUGGUCACAGUAGCCCUGCACACCGAACUGAGGAGAUCCAGUAUGGAAUGACUGACAGGGAACAGCAGGCAACCGGACAAAUGAGAGGACGCUCAUAUUCAUCAUCUUCCUCCUCUGGAGGGAUGCUGAGCCCAUUGCAUCAUGCUCAUCUCGCCAACCACAAUGUGGGGCACAUCGGAGGCCGCAAGGAAAGCCCACCUUGGGCCAGCCCUUCUCAGUCAUCAUCAACACCCCCAUCCAGCCGCAGUGAAUGCACCCAACAAGCCCUUUCCAACUGGUACUACAGCCAGGUACCAGGCCGGGAACGGCAACGAGAGCGAUCAAAUUCUCGCUCCGUGCAUCCACGCAACAGGAGUUUCUCACAGGAUCGUCUAGGUGAGCUUGGGAGGGCCAGGCGUUCUCAACAAGCAGGUUUUCCUCACAGUGCAUCACAAGACACAUUGCUGCUGCAUCAGCAGAGCUCGGCAGCGUACGCCGAUCCCCACUGGAACCACGGAGACUGGAGGGGUGAGUGUGCUUAUGGACAGCAGCCAUCUGUGGUGGCCUAUGGGCGCAAGUCUUCCGAAAACCUUCUCGCAAGCCGGUACGGACAUACGGGACGUUCACUGGAAACUCUCGACAGAGCAGUGGGGAUACUCUCACCACGACUGGAAAGAUCUACUUGGGUCCAGCAGCCUCCAAACAGGACUGAAAGCUAUCUGAGAUGUGGCGGACAUUGUGAGUCACACCACCAUAUCCAGCAGCAGCACCACCACCAACACACACCUCAGCAUCAAAACCUCACACACGCAGCGCACCAACACUCAUCUCAGACUCCGCAACCACAGCAGGCAGCUCCACAGGCAAGACGUUUGCCUUCUUGCCAGAGUCUAGACGAGGAGCCGAUUGGCUAUCGUAGCUACAGCCCCUCUUUUAACCGGAAGACCGGCCGUAUCUUGCAGCAAGCCCAGUCGUUUAGAGACCCCUCUUACACAGGUCCACACCUCUGGACCCCUACAACCAAAACCAGUCCUCCAGAGGGGCUUCCACCCUCUGCCUCUCCUUCCCCAGCUCCACCAACCACCUCCUCUACAACUGCUAUUCCCACACCCCCUGAAGAACAAGACAGAACUUACCGACCCACUAAUCACGACAGAGGGGCAGGGGAAGCAACAGGUGAAGCCCAGACACAGGAAGUGGUUCUGAGGCAAAAACCACCCACUGGCCGAAGGGGUGCGAACGCCGUACGACAUCCGCAUUACGGCAUAGCACUUGACUCCAGUGACCCUCUACUCUUUACCUCUGAUCCUACGGAGCCCCCUGCCAAAGCGGAGAGUGCUAUUUCUCAUCGGCGUACGAAUGGUAACCUACCACCACUAUCCAUAGAGGAUGAUUCCCUCGCGUCAAUUCCCUUCAUAGAUGAGCCGACCAGUCCAAGUGCAGAUCUGCGGGCUCGUCAUGUCCCCGCCUCCUCCGUCGUGUCCAGUGGCGGUAUAAACUCCGCCCCUCCUGUGGCCACAAGCCCCGCCUCCCCAACCUUCACCUUUCCCCUCAACCGCCUUUUCUCCCAAGACUGCAGCGAUCCCAAGUCUAAUCGUCGCUCUUCUUACCUGCUGGCCAUCACCACUGAGCGCUCCAAGUCAUGUGAUGAGGGCCUUAAUGCAUAUAGAGAAGAGGGGCGGAUCUUCUCGAGGAUUCCAAAAAGAGUUAAGAGCUUCUUUACUGAAGGGUCUCUGGACAGUCUGGCUGCUGCGGAAGAAGCUCGCUCUAAACGACACUCUACCUCGGAGCUGGGCACCAUCAGCUACAGUGACGUGAAGAGAGAAGGCUGGCUCCACUUUAAACAGAUCCACACGGAGAGGGGCAAGAAGGUGGGUAGUGCCAUCUGGCCUUGGAGGCGGGUGUUCUCCGUGCUUCGGUCCCAUUCUCUGUUCCUCUACAAAGACAAGCGAGAGGCAGUGCUCAAAGGGGCGGUGCUGGGAGGCGGGGCCGAAGAGGAGCAGCCAAUCAGCAUCCGGGGCUGCCUUGUGGACAUUGCAUACAGCGAAACGAAGCGCAAACACGCGCUGAGGUUGACCACACAGGACUUCUGUGAAUACCUGCUACAGGCGGAGGACAGAGAUGACAUGCUGGAGUGGAUCAGGGUCAUCCGAGAAAACGGCAAGACUGACAACGAGGAAUUGGGUUUCUCACGACAAGCUCUCAUCAAUAAGAAACUGAAUGACUACAGAAAGCAAAGUCCAACAGGUAAUAAACCAGACUCCUCACCCAGAGUGCAUCGAAUGACAUUUCUGCUCAGUAAGCAAGACAACAGCGCACCUCCACGUUCCCCAAAACACGAGGCCAAAGAUGAAAGCAGCCCCCCUAAAUCUCCUUGGGGCAUAAAUAUAAUGAAGAAGGCUAAAAAAGCAAGUCCUAAAGCAUUUGGUGUACGUCUAGAGGACUGCCAGCCUGCUACAAACAACAAGUGCAUUCCCCUGAUUGUGGAGAUCUGCUGUGGGUUGGUGGAGGAGAUGGGUCUGGAGUAUACAGGGAUCUACAGAGUGCCAGGAAACAACGCAGUAGUGUCCAGCCUGCAGGAGCAUCUCAACAAAGGAGGAGACAUCAACAUCGCUGAGGAGAAAUGGCAAGACCUGAAUGUUGUCAGCAGCCUGCUGAAGUCCUUCUUCCGUAAACUCCCAGAGCCCCUCUUCACAGAUGACAAAUACAAUGACUUUAUUGAGGCCAAUCGGAUGGAGAAUGCCAGUGAUAGGCUAAAGACAAUGAAGAAACUGAUACGUGAUUUACCAGAUUAUUACUUCCACACUCUAAAAUUCCUAAUCGGACACCUAAAGACUGUGGCAGACCACUGUGAUAAGAACAAAAUGGAGCCGCGUAAUUUGGCACUGGUGUUUGGCCCCACUCUCGUCCGGAACUCAGAGGACAACAUGACAGACAUGGUCACCCACAUGCCUGACCGCUACAAGAUUGUGGAGACACUCAUUCAGCAUCAUGCCUGGUUUUUCUGUGAAGAACACGAAAAAGAUGAAAAGACACCAGUGGACACAGAGGACGUUCAACCCGCCCCAAAUAUAGAUCACCUCCUCUCUAAUAUUGGUCGGACGCUCGGGGAGGCAUCCGACUCAACCAACAGUGAUUCUGCAAAACCGAAGGGGACAUGGGGAUCAAAACGUGACUUUACUGCCAAGGAUAUCCUGACGUUAUCGAUUAUGUCGGCUGUGACACGCAAACGCCGGAAGCGGCCCAACGGCCGUCUCUUCGGGAGCAGCACAGACGAUGAUUCCGAGCAUGAACCCGUUAAAUCCUGCAUCAACGAAAAAGAUGACUUGCAAGAGAUGGGGCAGGUUGCAUCCUUCUGUGCCCCUCGAGCGGAGGCAGAAGAGGAUGAAGAAGAAGAAGAAGAAGAGGAGGAGGAGGAGUGUGAGAGCCAGAAGGCACAGGAGCAGACGGAAGUAGUAGUUCCCAGCACUGAGGAAGUAGCCCCAGUGGUGUUGCUGAGAGAGGAGGAAGAGCAAAGGUCUGAAGUGAAAGGUCGCAGCUGGCGAGGAGAUGAUGCACGGUCUAUUGUGUCAGGCUACUCUACUCUGUCUACUCUGGGGCGGAGCUUAGCAUCAGAGGGGCGGGGUGAAGAUGCAGACGAUGAGCAUAGUGAACUGGUGAGUGAAACCGAUAAUGAAAGUGGAUUCGCUUCGCGCUCCCUCACCCAAGAGAGGCCGGAAAAACCAAGCCGUUCAAUCCAGAACUCGCACACCUCACACGAACCAACCGCACCACGCAGUUUCCUCUAUGCCCACUGUAAAUCGCAGACGCCUCUUGCCGCCUCUGGCUCCACCCUCGCUCCGCCUCCUCCUUCCCGCACAACCUGUCCUGAUGAUAGCGCAGCACGUUCAUCUACUGCCUCAUCCUCCUCUUAUUCAUCAUCCGCCUCCCAGCGCCUCCACAGCCGCCCCUCUUUUAACUCCCACCGCCUCAUACAGUGCGACACACUCGCACGGCGAAGACUCAAGGCAGACAAAUCCAAAGCGCCCUCGGUGGACCAUUCCGAACUGUCCAGCUCCUCCACCACAGAGGGAGAACGGCGGUCAGGUGCGAAUCAAAUCCCAGAUUCCUCUAUGUCUCCUUCCCCCAAAGCCAAAUCCUCCUCUAAAGGGGUUAACGUGCGAAAUGAGUUCACGCCAACAUCCACAGCCGGUCUAGGAAGUAAGAGCUGCUUGUUGUCCACCGGGCAGGGUUCCCUGGUAGAUCAGGUCAGGGCUCGUUUAAUGGGCUCAGCGGAUGAUCUACGCAUCGUCGGCCUGAGGAAGCAGCUCUCGCCAGAGACGCGCCGAAAGAGACGUGCAUGGAGGAGGCACACCGUGGUUGUCUCCCCUACAGACUGUUCAGUCAAAAAACCACCAGUGCUGCCCCCUAAACCGCUAGCUUCACCCUCCCCUGUUGAAAAGCAGGACAUUGGAGAGUCCCACCCAGAGUGCUCAGAGACUGAAGCCCUUACUGCACGGCGGGCCCUGCCUACCUCGCGCUUUCGUGAUUUCUUGUAGCAGUGAUGGUGUGUACAGGCUAGUGAACCAAGAGAGCUGGAUUUGGGUUUUGUUGUAGCUGCGUCCUCAGUCUGUUCACACCGCUCACACUGACAGCGAUUACGUGGUGGCCAAGUACUGUUGACUACUAGGUGUUCAAACUCACUAUAGUCAAAGACUUUAGAAUAACCAAGACAUGAGCAUGGUGAAAGUUUUUUGAGAAUUUGAUGUUUUCCCAUUCAAAGAUUUAGGAGCUGCACUUGCAUGCCCAAAAGGCAUUUCAAAGAUGGCCACCGAGUGACAUGGCUUGCCUUAAAUGGACUUCGCUGUAGUUUCCAACUGUGUCUAGUUGUGUCUAGUACUGUGUCAAAAUUGGAUUGAGAAUGAUUUCAAAUUCUAGUUCAGUUUUGGAAUUUGAACAGAAUUUAAAUUGAGGUUAAAAUGAACUGAAAUUUUUAUAAAACUGCAACAUGGGCAUUUUCAUACCUGUAGUGUUUGCUUUGUUACGGAACAGGGAUUUAAAUUGUUACAAAACCCCCUUUUACACAUGAAAUCAUGCAUGAACAGGAUCUCUGCAAAAAUACCGGUAAAUUCUUUCCUGCAAUUUACUGGUAUGAGAAGUUGUAACAUUGCCAGUAAAUUGCCGCAAUGAUGCUGUGUGUAAACGCAGAAUGAAGAUUACCGGUAUGAGCAUUUGUGAAUUCAGAGUAAUGCAAUGAAGUCAUGUAAUGCAAUGAAGAGAUGCUCUUUGGUUUUCAACUGUCAUAAAUAUAUCGCUCACCCACCGAAGUAAAACAUUUCAAAUUAUGAAUUAUGAUACACCUCGGGUUGUUGGGUCAUUAGGUCAGAUUGCAUUCUCACCAAAAGUGAACCACCUUGUUCAGGCGUUCUUGGGCUGAUUGUUUUGGUGCGGAUCUGAAUGCAGUUGCCAUGUCUAAAUGAUCAGAAAAUGUAUCAGCUUCUGAAACAAAUGGUCCAAGCAAGCCUGGUGUGAAAAUGCCCCUUAGUGUCAUUUGUAAAGACAAUUGAAAGAGUUAUCAAGACAAACAUCUGCCUCAUUUGAUGCUUUCUUAAUAAAAUAUUUGCUUCUUUUAUAUACAUUUUUGCCAUUUUACAAAUUAGGUUUAAUUUUAUUAAAAAAGGUGGAAAAACACUUAAUUUCCCAGAACAUUUCCCAUUCAACAUCUGUUGAUAUUUCUUUGACAUUUUCUUUGUUCUACCUUAAUUCCUUGAAGUCCAAUUCAAAUUCCAAAUCAACAUCUUUUAGGGUGUGACCAAAUUUGAUCGUAUUGAAUUUCCUUGAAAUUAAAAGGAAGCUGUAACUAAAUUUUGCCCAGCCCUGGUCUAUUUCCCUAUUGUCGCUGCAUCACAUUGCUGUUCAUCUGGAUAAACAUGGUCUCUUCUUUAAGCAGCUGAGCAAACAAUGUUGCUUAUGUUGCUUCAAAUCUUUUUCAAUGAAAAUGAAUCCAGUCACUUUGUCACUGCAAAUCGCUGUCGGUGUGAACAGCCCUUUAGGUUGGCGUAUCAAUACAAAAUAAAAACCCUCAGUUAAAUCACAUUUGCAUUACUUUUACUCCGAUUUUCUUCACCUGCUAGGCAAAGGGGCUUUUCAGUGUUGCCAAAGUUACUGCCAAGACCCUCACAACUCACAUGCCAUGGAGUGCUUUUGUGUUUUAAAGUCCCAGAUGAACCAAUUUUUUCAUAUGUGCCGGUGCAGUAUUGGUUAAACAGUGUUAUAUCAAACAGGAACAGUGUUGAUAGUGACAGUUUUACUAGUUUUAACUUAGGCCAUUGAGCAGCAUUAGAGCAGGUGCAUAAUUCUACCAGUAACUCACUACAUUAAGAUCCAUAAGAGGCAGUGUGGUGUGUUCUCCUUCCCACAUGUUCAUCUACUUUGAGUAACGGCUCAUUGGUGAAAUCACUUCAUAUGAGUGUGUAUGUGUGUCUGAAAUUGCCUGUGUAUACAUUAUGUGGUUGAGUAUUUUGUAACAUUUGUACAAAUCCUUUCUUAAGUUAACCUUGUAAAUAAACAUAUACUAUCUCCCACCCCCUUUAUUUUAGUUUAUAUAUGGUUUACAAAGUGCACUUAGGUGCACAGUCAUUUCUUUCAAGAUGUUACUUGAAAUGUUUUUCCUUAAUAUUUUUUGUUUGUUUGUUUUAUACACAGUAUAUAUUAUACGUAUAUUUUGUAUGAAUAUAAUAAGUACUUUUAUUUGGAAAUCUUGGGGUGUACCUGUUUUAACUCCACUAGACUGUUUUCCCUGUUAAUGGCCUUUCUCUGUGACUUACAAAUACUAUGCAGAAAUCCAUUCACCUCAGUGCAAAGAACAGAGAUCUAACCUGCAACGAGUGUCUGUCACAAGCUAUAAUAAAUUCUUAUUGCAGAGCAUA